AUGGCGUCUCCGGUUUCGUGUGGCUCGCGUCAUAGCCCAGAUGAGCUCCCUGGAGACCCGUCUUCACAAGAAGAUGAGGAUUGCGAUUAUGAAGAUCGGGUCAGCUACUCGGGUUCAUACUCCUCAGAGAGUAGCGAUUAUGAUGAUGUUGAACCUGAAUGGUUGGACAGCGUGCAGAAAAAUGGAGAAUUAUUUUAUUUGGAAUUGAGUGAGGGUGAAGAAGAAAGCCUCCUUCCUGAGACUCCUACUGUGAACCAUGUCAGGUUCAGUGAAAAUGAGAUUAUAAUUGAAGAGGAUGAUUACAAAGAAGGAAAAAAGUAUGAACCUAAACUCAAGCGGUUUACCAAAAUUUUAAAAAGUAAAAGUCUUUUACCCAAGCGCCACAAUAAAAAAAGUAGUAAUGGCAGUGAGCCAGUGUCCAUUCUAAAGCAUCAGUCUAACCAGAAAACAGGAGUUGUUGUCCAACAGCGGUACAAGGAUGUGAAUAUUUAUGUAAACCCCAAAAAGUUAACUGUGACCAAAGCCAAAGAGCAACUUAAGCUUCUGGAAGUCCUGGUUGGGAUUAUCCAUCAGACCAAGUGGAGCUGGAAAAAAAGUGGAAAACAGGGCAGUGGAGAGAGGCUUGUGGUCCAUGGCCUGCUGCCAGGAGGCUCUGCUAUGAAGAGUGGUCAGAUAUUAAUUGGUGAUGUCCUUGUUGCUGUGAAUGAUGUUGAUGUGACUUCUGAGAACAUAGAGAGAGUUCUGUCUUGCAUUCCUGGACCUAUGCAGGUAAAACUGACCUUUGAAAAUGCAUAUGCUGUGAAGAAGGAAACAACUCAACCAAGACAGAAAAAGGCACAGUCGAACACAAAUGAUUUAGUCAAACUUCUGUGGGGAGAGGAGGUUGAAGGUAUCCAGCAAAAUAUCCUAAACACUCCUCACAUCGUUAUGUAUCUCACACUGCAGCUUGACUCGGAAACAUCAAAGGAGGAGCAGGAAAUUCUUUAUCAUUGUCCAGUAUCUGAUGCAUCUCAGAAACUUAAAAGUGUGAGAGGGAUAUUUCUCACACUCUGUGACAUGUUGGAAAAUGUAACUGGGACACAAGUUACUAGCUCAUCCCUUCUUUUAAAUGGGAAACAAAUCCAUGUGGCUUAUUGGAAAGAAUCUGACAAGUUGUUGUUAAUUGGCCUGCCUGCUGAAAAAGUUCCUCUUCCUCAGCUGAGGAAUAUGAUAGAAGAUGUUGUCCAAACCUUAAAAUUUAUGUAUGGUUCUUUAGAUAGUGCCUUUUGCCAGGUUGAGAAUGUUCCUCGUUUGGAUCAUUUUUUCAACUUGUUCUUUCAAAGAGCGCUUCACCCUGCUAAACUACAUUCUGGUACCAGUCUGAGUGCACAACAAUAUGAUGCUUCCAGCGCAGUGCUUUUAGACGGCCUCCCUGGAGUUCGAUGGCUCACGCUUCCACGGGAAAUCAAGAUGGAACUAGACACAGCAUUGAGUGACUUGGAGGCUGCAGAUUUUGCAGAACUGUCUGAGGAUUACUAUGACAUGAGGCGGCUGUAUACAAUUUUAGGGUCUUCUCUAUUUUACAAGGGUUAUUUGAUAUGCAGUCAUUUGCCCAAAGAUGAUCUUAUUGAUAUUGCUAUAUACUGUCGCCACUACUGCCUACUGCCUUUAGCAGCAAAACAAAGAAUUGGUCAGUUGGUUAUAUGGAGAGAGGUGUUUCCUCAACAUCACCUCCAACCUUCUACAGACUCAAACACUGAAGUCUUUCAGGAACCUGAAGGGAGAUAUUUUUUGCUAAUUGUUGGCUUGAAGCACUAUAUGUUAUGUGUGCUAUUAGAAUCUGGAGGCUGUGCAUCCAAAGCUAUUGGGAAUCCUGGACCCGACUGUAUUUAUGUGGAUCAGGUCAAAACAACUCUUCACCAACUGGGAGGAAUAGAUUGUCGCAUCAGUGAACAGCUAACAGCUUCUCCCAGCCCCUGUUUGUCUUGUGCUGACUGGUUCCUUACUGGAUCACAUGAAAAAUUAGAUAGUUUGACAACCUCACCUAUCCUCAGUAGGCUACCAGGUACUUCCAAGGUAGCAACCUCUCCAACAUGCAGAAGAAUUCUUUUUGGUGACUAUUCCUUAAAGGCAUGUAAGCCCAGCCCUUCCCGAAGCAGUGGAGGAUCUGACAACGGCUGUGAAAGUAGAGAAGGCAUUGGCCUGAGCCCCCAUACUACACCAGAUGCCAUAUGGAAGCAAAGAGAAUCUCAGGGCUCUGAAGCCUCGGAGGAAAGUGGGGCCUUGCUUAAGGUCACUAAAAAGAAGGUUAGUCUUCCAAAUCCAUUUCAUUUGGGGAACUUGAAAAAGAACCUUUCAGAAAAAGACCUGGAAAUAUAUAACACAAUGAAAUUAACAUCUGGUCCUGAGAACACACUUUUCCACUAUGUUGCCUUAGAAACUGUGCAAGGGAUCUUUAUUACUCCGACCUAUGAAGAGGUGGCACAGCUAAGUGGCUCUAUCCACCCUCAACUAAUAAAGAAUUUCCAUCAGUGUUGUCUCUCCAUUCGUGCAAUUUUCCAACAGACAUUGGUAGAAGAGAAAAAGAAGGCACUAAAUCGUGGAGAUCAUUCAGGUUCUACAAAUUCUGUAUCUUCUCUUAACCCUGUGAAAGAACAUGGUGUGUUGUUUGAGUGCUCACCUGAAAAGUGGACGGAUCAGAGGAAAGCACCACCAGUUAUGGCUUACUGGGUAGUAGGGAGACUCUUUCUUCAUCCCAAACUUCAAGAACUUUAUGUCUGUUUUCAUGAUUCAGUCACAGAAAUUGCCGUAGAAAUGGCUUUUAAAUUGUUCUUUGGAUUAACCGUGUAGCUGUGUUUUCUUGAUGCAUGGCAACUGUGCACAGAACAUUGAACGGUGUUAGAAUUGCUGACACCCAUACACAAGAAGAUAAGGGUUAGCCUCUCUUAACUGUUCAGUUUUGAACAUAAUAUUGUUAAAUAUUGAGAUGAUGUGCUCUUGGAUUUGA
Messenger RNA from Enhydra lutris kenyoni (northern sea otter), 2986 nucleotides. Its product is annotated as inturned planar cell polarity protein. The coding region runs from base 1 to 2829 and encodes 942 amino acids. The transcript has 16 exons. NCBI's taxonomy places the organism in Eukaryota, Metazoa, Chordata, Mammalia, Carnivora, Mustelidae. Gene Ontology annotation, cellular component: cytoplasm; cilium. Gene Ontology annotation, molecular function: protein binding. Gene Ontology annotation, biological process: vesicle-mediated transport; cilium assembly; nervous system development. The record is from RefSeq and is a predicted model, not a curated record.